AUGCCAAUUCUCAGAUUAUUGCUGGUUGGGUGUUUAGUUUGUAUGCAAAGCAUACUUGCUUAUGCAUCAGACAAUAAAAGCCUCUUGACGGAAGAUAUUAUGGCAUCUCAAAUUUGCAAUGGAAUGUAUGCCAAAGAUGGAAGCGUUUCAGAGAUUAAAUUAAACGUCGAUGAGCUGCAAUCGAGUUUUGACGGUGCAAUUCGCUUGUUAAUUUUUAAUUGGAAAGAAGUUGAUGCAGUGGGUUUGGUCGGUGAAGACAAGGAACGCCAUUAUAUUUGCGAUUAUCCUGAAAUAGAAGCCGAUAUGUGCACUGAAGAGCAAUAUGGGCUUUAUUUGGUGGAUGAUGUUAAAUCUCAUGGCUCUGUCUUUUCUGAUUUCAUAAACGCCAAAGCAAUGGAUUCACCUUUUGUCUACCCCGUGGUUGAGACAGGCUUGUAUUGUGUCUUCACUGCGCCAUUGGAAGGCGCUAAAGAGAUGUAUACUAUUAGCGUUACUUGGGAAAACUAUUUUGGUGAGCUUGAUGCUACCGAAUAUCCCCAUUUGUUUUUGAAUCCCGUCUUGCUCAUUAUGAAUGUAAUUGUAGCUAUUUGGUGGUCAUUUGUUAUGCUUCGCUACAGACAUGAUCUUUUACAGAUCCAAAAGUAUAUUUCAGGCGUCGUUGCACUUUCUUUGGCAUGUGGUUUCAUUUCUUCUGGAUACUUCUUCUAUGCCAAUGCAAACGGUUAUACGAAUUCAAGCAAAGUAUUUGCCUUCUUUUUAUCUAUCUUUCAGGCAGCUCGCCAAUCGUAUUUCGGAUUUCUCGUUCUAAUUGUCUCCUUGGGUUAUUCAAUCGUUGUCCCAACUCUUGGCAGCCUUCUUCGAAAAUGCCAAAUUCUUGGAGGCCUUCAAUUCGUUGCUUUAAGUUUUUUCCUUACUUCAUUGUUUGUUAGUCCAAACAACCAAGAGUCUUUUGUCCUAAUGUUUGCUGCUCCGAUAUUUUUGUUCACCAUUUUCGCCAUGUUUUUUUGGAUUGUUUUGGCUUUGAAUAAUACAAUUCAAGACCUUCGUUUGCGUAAGCAAACUGUAAAGGCUCAAAUGUAUACUCGUUUAUGGGUGGUUAUCUGCUUUGGUAUAAUUGCCUACGGAGCAAUUGUUAUUGCUAAUGCUGUUUUAAUUGGUAUCAAUGGUCAAAUGAACUACUAUUUGAAGUACUGGAAGUUACUUUGGUUCUUAGAUUACGGUUAUGCCGACAUUCUUUCUUUCUUUUUGAUGGUAACCAUCUUGUAUAUUUGGAGACCUACUGAGAAUAACCGUCGUUUUGCUAUGAGUGAACAAGUUGCUCAAGACGUUGAUGAAUUUGAAAUGACGUCCUCAGUCUCUCACGAAAGUUUGCCCAUGUAUCAAGAGCAGUCUAAUUCAGAAGCUCAGCAUGGCGCAAGGACUGGAAACGCAGAUGAACAUCAAGCUCUCUUUGCUGUAGACGAUGAAAGUGAUGAUGAGACUUCAUAUCGUGCGAAUGAAGAUAAGCAAAAGCCUGUUUAG
Schizosaccharomyces osmophilus is the source of this 1521-nucleotide messenger RNA. RefSeq names its product seven transmembrane receptor protein. Gene Ontology annotation, cellular component: membrane; Golgi apparatus. The transcript is spliced from 3 exons. Gene Ontology annotation, biological process: retrograde transport, endosome to Golgi. The coding region runs from base 1 to 1521 and encodes 506 amino acids. Lineage: Eukaryota; Fungi; Ascomycota; Schizosaccharomycetes; Schizosaccharomycetales; Schizosaccharomycetaceae. The record is from RefSeq and is a predicted model, not a curated record.